Aplysia californica (California sea hare) is the source of this 462-nucleotide messenger RNA. RefSeq names its product transforming growth factor-beta-induced protein ig-h3-like. Gene Ontology annotation, cellular component: extracellular matrix. Gene Ontology annotation, molecular function: cell adhesion molecule binding. NCBI's taxonomy places the organism in Eukaryota, Metazoa, Mollusca, Gastropoda, Aplysiida, Aplysiidae. The coding region runs from base 1 to 462 and encodes 153 amino acids. The record is from RefSeq and is a predicted model, not a curated record. The transcript is spliced from 3 exons. Gene Ontology annotation, biological process: extracellular matrix organization; cell adhesion.
AUGACGUCAUGGCUUCCAGAACAAGACAUCACGUUUUUCGCGCCAUCCGACGCCGCCCUGUCCGCCGUACCCCCGUCAGUCCUGGCGCAACUCUCCAAGAACGCCACCCUCCUUCAGGAUGUUCUCAAAUAUCACGUGGUCUCCGCACUCAAGAUGGCGGCCGACCUACAGAACGACGAGCUGCUGGCCACUCUCUUGUCCGGCGCGCAACUCAGAACAAACAUCUACAAGAAUGGACAGGUGAUAACGGCAGAGGGCAGCGUGGUGUCGAAGCCAGACCUGAAGGCCAGUAACGGCGUGGUGCACGUGAUCGACAAGGUCCUGUACCCGGUCCCCACCAUGAGCGUCCCAAUACUGCUCACCUUCGACAAGGACCUCAACAAUCUCGGCUUUCUCGCCUUCCAGGCCAAGCUCAUUGACAAGCUGCAGGGUAGGUCGUGUCGUGUCGUGUUCUGCUCAUAG